AUGGAAUCAGUUAGCUCUAGCCCAGUUGCGAAUGACAAGCCAACAUCGCCUUUCAAUCAAGCACACGGAGCUACAGAGCAGCCACAACCUUUGAGCUCACAAGAACAAGCUUCAAAUACUUCGGUUCAACAAGAAGCCGAAGCCAUGGAAGCACCCCUCGGCAGCCGACCCAAUGGAAUUUUUAUCAUAGAGCCCAACCACCCAAGAUAUCUAGAGCCCUCUGAAGACGACGUAGAGAGAUCUACCGAGUUCUUCGACAACAAGGAACAGCAAGAUAGUGCUGUUACAUCUUCUGCAAACAGUUUAUACGUUGUGAAGAAAGAGUCAGAAGAGCCUCCUUACCACAUCUUCUCUAUGGCACAGAAAAGACAGCUUGUAUAUAUAGUAUCUUUUGCAGGUCUGUUCUCGCCACUAUCAAGCAACAUCUAUUUUCCAUCUCUAAAGGAGAUUUCUACAGACCUUCACGUUUCUCUUUCCCUUGUCAGUCUUACUGUAACAGUCUAUAUGAUUGUUCAGGGACUUGCUCCAUCAUUCUGGGGACCAAUUAGUGAUACUAAAGGAAGAAGAAUCACGUUCAUGGGUACAUUUAUUGUAUAUCUUGCUUCGAAUAUUGGACUUGCUUUAAGUAAAAACUUCACGACCCUCAUGGUCUUGCGCGCAAUCCAAGCUGCCGGUAGUGCUGCCACUAUUGCUGUUGGCGCCGGCGCAAUUGCAGAUUGCACCACACCCAAAGAGAGAGGAGGUUUGAUUGGUGUAUUUGGAGGUAUCCGUAUGCUUGGACAGUCUGUUGGUCCUGUCCUGGGGGGUAUCAUAACUCAAUAUCUCGGCUUCCGCGCAAUUUUCUGGUUUCUUCUUGGCUUGGGCUCGCUAGCUCUUCUCUUAAUCAUUGCAUUUCUUCCCGAAACCCUUCGAAGUGUGGCUGGCAACGGUUCCGUUGUUCUCAAAGGUGUUCACCGGCCACUAUUCUACACACCACCAUCUACGGCACAAUCCGACGAGGAGCUUCCCCCAAAGAAAAAUAUUACAUUUUCCUCAGUUUUCGCCCCAUUCAAAUUUCUCCUCGAAAAGGAUGUUUUCAUUACCCUCUUUUUCGGUGCAGUUGUCUACACUGUCUGGUCUAUGGUGACCUCCAGCACCACUGCCUUAUUCUCAGAGCACUUCAAUCUCUCCAAUCUGGAGCUCGGCUUGAUCUUCUUGCCAAAUGGUUUCGGUUGCAUCACCGGUUCCUAUCUCACAGGCAUGCUGAUGGAUUACGACUACAAAGUUGUUGAAUCCCGUUAUCGCAAAGAACACAAUGUUCCUGCAGAUGUCACUAUCAAGGCUAAUGAGCUUCUGGACUUCCCUAUUGAAGUUGCAAGAAUGAGGAAUAUCUGGUGGAUAGUCCUCGUUUUCAUCGUUGCCACAGGUCUCUACGGAUAUUCCUUGAAGCUCGAAAUCAUGGCUCUGCCACUGAUUUUACAAUUCUUCAUUGCAUACACAGCUACUGCUGUAUUCUCUCUCAAUAGCGCUUUGAUAAUUGAUCUCUAUCCAGGCAAAUCCGCAAGCGCUACAGCAGUGAACAAUCUCAUUAGAUGCUUAUUGGGAGCAGCUGGUGUUGCCGUUGUGCAGUUGAUUAUUGAUGUGUUGGGAUCUGGAGUAACUUUCUUGAUCUUUGCUGGAGCAACCUUUGCAUUGAGUCCAUUAUUAAUGAUAGAGUGGUACCACGGAGGAAGAUGGAAGAGGGAAAGAGCUGAGAAGCUGCAAAAAAAGAAGGAGGCCAAGCAAGCGAGAGACUUGGAAAGAGCGGCUUAA
This is a messenger RNA of Sclerotinia sclerotiorum 1980 UF-70, 1791 nucleotides long. RefSeq lists its product as hypothetical. The record is from RefSeq and is a predicted model, not a curated record. The transcript has 4 exons. NCBI's taxonomy places the organism in Eukaryota, Fungi, Ascomycota, Leotiomycetes, Helotiales, Sclerotiniaceae. Gene Ontology annotation, biological process: transmembrane transport. Bases 1 to 1791 code for a protein of 596 amino acids. Gene Ontology annotation, molecular function: transmembrane transporter activity.